AAACAUCGCGCUGCGAGCUGCUCGAUCAUCUAGUCACGCCUUCCCUAUGAAUAUUUUUAAUAAAUUUUUAUGAACUACUGGUGGCGCUUUACAUUUUCUUCUUAAAAUCAAAGAGAUAAGGAUUCAACGUAGGCUAGGCCCUAACUAAAAAUUUGGGAGAAUAUGUCUGAAAAGUGGAAUAAUAUUUUAAUGGUCUAUAGUAUUUAAAAGUUUUAUCAGAAAGUUCCCAUUUAUACAGUUGAGGCUUAGAAAGUGUAAUAAUUUUCUCACAAUUGAACGAGUAUGAGAUGGCGGCGCCCAUGAUUAGUUGGAUUUGACGAAUGGCAUGGGUGACCAAAUUCCGAAGCAGAAAGUGUAAAAUUGAUUCUGAGUGUAAUGAUCGAUUUAAGGUGAGCUUGAAAUGGAGAAAAGGGAACUCAUUGAGCUUCAGCUUUCGGAAGUUGAGAUGCUUCAGAGUAUGUUUCCUAACGAAGAGUUUUGUGUUGAUGACCCGAGUGUCAUUUCUGAAGCACGCAGUAUCGUCAGCGACCAAGGCUACAGUCAUGACAGUACAGCUACAGCACUGGAGGGAUAUCGUCAAAUAACCUUCACAAUCAAAAUUAAGGUUGAAGAACCUGAGUGUGAUCUGCAUGUGAUCUGCCUUCUUCCUGAAAUGUACCCACAGGAUGUCCCAGAGGUCUUGGUUCGAUCAGACGCACCAUUGUUUACACGCCAGCAGCAGAAGAGACUGAAUGAUGACGUUGCUGAGCACAUUCUAAGUUUGGACCGAGGGGAGCUCUGCAUCGGUGAAGCAAUCCAAUGGAUUAGAGAAAAUACCUACAAAUAUGUCGAACCUCCCUCCCCAUCAAAAGACAAAAGUCUAUCAAACUUGUCCAAGAAAACAAAACAUGAUGACACAUUUACAAGACUUUGGAUUCAUAGUCAUCAUAUCUACAGCAAGUUCAAAAGACGGGAUAUCUUAGACUGGGGUGCAGAGCUGCCGGUAACAGGGUUUUGUCUCCCUGGAAAGCCAGGCAUCAUCUGCAUUGAGGGGGAGAAAAGUUCUGCUGAGGAAUUCUGGAACCGCCUCCGAAGAAUGAACUGGAAAAAGAUCUCUUGCAAGCAUCGGGAAGACUUCCCAUUUUGUGAUGGAAAGGAUGCAUGUGAUUUCAACUUACGAUGUUGGACUCGAGACAGCUGAUCAGGAAUGGAUCGUCUUGUCCUGUGAUGAGAAGGAAUGUCACCCAAUUUGUAGAUUUCCUUUGUCCUUUGUAGCUUCUGCUUCAUGAUUUGGUCGGCUGAUUUCUUAAUUCUGGCAAUAAGUUCAUCCAGGGUUGCAGUUACGGGUAUUUCUAUUGAGAAAUCGAUGAUGUAGUGACACAUUAGUGUACCUAAUUGACACACGUAUACCUUGAAAGAUUUUUUGUGAAGAAUGGAAUAUCUUCAGUCAAACUUCUAGCAAUUGACUUUUAUAGGAAAAGAUUUAGAUGAAACAUUUAAACAGAUGAUUACUCUAAGUUCUGUCGGAUCAUUUGCCAUAGGGUUCUAUGAAAUGUGCUGAGCAAGACUGUUGAAAUGUAACUUUAAUAAUUUGCAAGUAAAGAGUCCUCUGGUACAAAAACACCCCAUGGAAGCACAUUGCAUGUGCUCCAAAUCUCAUGUGAUUCAGACGGAGAAAAAGAUGUUUGAUGAUGUACAUGUAGGCCCCCACAUGCAGUGCAAGGUUCACUCUGGUUGGAGUACCAUAAUAAUGUGCGUGUAUUGAUCUACUGUGGAAAUUCAUAACACUCUGCUGCACAGAUGGGAAGUCGAAGUAAAUACAGUCGACUCUUGUAACAAAGUUGCAGGGAUCAGACAAAUUACAGGUACUUUGUUAUACACAGGACUUUGUCAUAAGAGGAGUGAAAAAAAGAAAGAAAAACAUAAGAAUUCAAGAAAGUGGGAUCCUCAAAAUUUGUUCUGUAUAACAGUAUUUUGUUAUAACAUUGGUCUUUAUAAUCAGAGUCAACUGUGUAUUAUUUCCUUCGAUGCGGUUUGAGAUUCUCUUAUGAUCCUUGUCUUUUUUAUAACUGGAUCUCAUACCUUCAUGUUUCACCGGACUUCCAGAGCCCCCCAAAGCACUAUCGGCCACAUUUGAUGAGACCGUCUGGCUCCACAAAGAUGCAGCCA
Molecule: messenger RNA, 2148 nt
Organism: Acanthaster planci (crown-of-thorns starfish)
Lineage: Eukaryota; Metazoa; Echinodermata; Asteroidea; Valvatida; Acanthasteridae
Product: RWD domain-containing protein 2B-like
Molecular function (GO): protein binding
Source: RefSeq, a predicted model, not a curated record